AUGCAUCGUUCGAUCCACUCAAGCAGGGUAUUGAAUAAAGUGGAGGACAGUGCUAAAGAGCAAACUACGAAGGAAAUAGCUACAGACAAAGUAACGGGGUCUUCCAAGGCAGAGGAAGCUACGCCAUCAAGCGAAGAUUCAGACCAGUCUGGUUCCUCAACAGAUGUUCCACACCCAGAUGAAUUCCUCACCACAGCAUUUGACAACUUGGAACCUUACAUGGACACAUACAGCGUAUAUACACAGCUAAAGAAUUCUGGAUUCACGAGUGAACAAGCAGAUAGCAUCAUAGAUUUGCUUUUAGUUCAACUCAACUCAAAGCUAUCCAAGCUCCCCACGAAGUACUCACAAUUAUUCGAAUUGGAGAACGAGAGGUACUUAUUUGAAAGUGCACAACAAGAGUUACGAGUGGAUAUAACCAGAUCUCGAGAACAACACAUCAACGAGUUAAUAAGUUUGAUCAACAUUCUUCAAAGAGACUUCCAUAUCAUUUCAGAUGAGCUCAAUAGUGACUUCAUACAGAUGAAAAACGAUUCCCAGGUUGCUAUCAAUGACCAGAAGUCAGAAAACACGCUUCUGUCCAAAAGAAUCAUUCUCAAAAUCCAGGAAACGAACCACAAGAUUACUACAGAGUUGAACUCGGCCAUGAGAUCGGAAAUUGAAAGUUUAAGAUGGAACUUGUCCAGAUGGGGGUUGAUAGCUAUCUUGAUAUCUGUUUUCUCAGGGUGCAGUUUGUUCUAUGCACAAAAAGCCAAGACAGCGAGAGAGGAGCAUCACAAGAACGAAUUCGUCCCAUUGGUAAUCUACGAGCCUAGCGAGUAUGAUGAAGAUGACUAUCAUACUGAUUUAGACAAGAGUUUAAUUAGUUAG
Molecule: messenger RNA, 870 nt
Organism: Suhomyces tanzawaensis NRRL Y-17324
Lineage: Eukaryota; Fungi; Ascomycota; Pichiomycetes; Serinales; Debaryomycetaceae
Exons: 1
Coding region: 1-870 (289 amino acids)
Cellular component (GO): mitochondrion
Source: RefSeq, a predicted model, not a curated record